This is a messenger RNA of Aspergillus niger, 2070 nucleotides long. RefSeq lists its product as uncharacterized. Bases 1 to 2070 code for a protein of 689 amino acids. The transcript is spliced from 3 exons. Gene Ontology annotation, cellular component: endoplasmic reticulum membrane. Lineage: Eukaryota; Fungi; Ascomycota; Eurotiomycetes; Eurotiales; Aspergillaceae. Gene Ontology annotation, molecular function: protein binding. Gene Ontology annotation, biological process: ERAD pathway. The record is from RefSeq and is a predicted model, not a curated record.
AUGAAGAACUGGUGGCUGUGGCGUUUCCUGCCGUUGGCGCUUCAUGUUGUUCCUGAAUCAUAUGCACAUGCUGAGUCCUCGAGCGGGCCCGAGGGCUCUGACGUUCUACCGGGACACGUACACGUCGAAAAUGCCCUUCAAAUCCUCCGAGAGAGCAAGAUCCCCAUUGUCGCUCACGAGAAACCGUCCGGCCUUCUGGGGUACACCUGGCAUUACGCCCAAGAAGCCUUCCGACUCCUAUUUAUGAAUGGACCACAGCCGGAUGGAACACACAAGCAAAAGCUCGAUCCAAAUGUUGCAAAGGCUGCGAAUGAACUUAAGGUUGCGGCGCAAGAACACCAAAACCCCGAUGCAAUGUUCCUCUUAGCGGAAAUGAACUUCUACGGCAACUUCACCCACCCGAGAGAUUUCAAGCAGGCGUUUCAUUGGUACCAAACUCUGGCGUCAUCGACUGGAAACAGUACGGCGCAAUAUAUGCUUGGGUUUAUGUAUGCAACGGGUGUCGGGGGUGCGGUGGAGCGCGACCAGGCUAAGGCCCUGUUAUACCACACCUUUGCGGCUGAAGCGGGCAAUACGAAGUCGGAAAUGACCCUCGCGUAUCGCUACCACGCUGGAAUUGGGGCUCCUAGAGAUUGCGAUCAAGCGACUUACUACUAUAAGAAGGUGGCUGAUAAGGCUAUUGAAUACUUCCGAUCGGGACCGCCCGGUGGCCAUAACAUGAUCCGCGAGUCCUACCGUUGGGCGGACGAAGAGGGUGGUGUUUAUGGUGAAGGCGCUAGUGUAUCGACUGCCGUACGCGAUGGAACGCAUUCGAGCACGGAAGCCAGCUUGGAAGACGUCUUGGAGUACCUGGAUUUGAUGUCGAGAAAGGGCGAACUGAAGGCUACUUUCAGCUUGGGCAAGAUGCAUUACGAAGGGGGCCGCGGCUUGCCUCGGAAUUUCCGAAAGUCGAUGAAUUACUUCCGACAGGUCGCCAAGCGGUAUUGGAAUAAAGAUGGAUCGGUGAACCCCAACCAUCCUGUUGGUGUUGAAAAGCUCGCUUCGAAAGCAGCAGGCCAUAUUGGCAUGAUGUACCUGCGUGGCGAGGGGGUGGAACAGAACUUUGCAACCGCUCAGACUUGGUUUAGGCGUGGACUCGCGAAUGGUGAUGCUCUCUGUCAGCAUGAGCUAGGACUGAUGUACCUGCAUGGCUAUGGUGUGACACCAGAUGCGUUCAGAGCUGCAUCACAAUUUAAGGCUGCGGCUGAGCAGGACUUCCCGGCGGCUGAAACGAGACUGGGUGCCCUGUUUCUAGACCAGGGUGAUGUCCAGACCGCCACCCGUUAUUUCGAACUGGCUGCGCGCUGGGGAUGGAUGGAGGCCUUCUACUACCUGGCAGAAUUGUCCAACAAUGGGGUUGGUCGGAAACGACACUGCGGGAUGGCCGCGUCUUACUACAAGAUGGUCGCAGAGCGGGCGGAAGUCAUCCAUUCAUCUUUUGAGGAAGCAAAUACGGCGUAUGAGAACGGAGACAAGGAACGGGCUCUCAUUCCGGCGCUGAUGGCUGCGGAGCAGGGUUACGAGCAUGCACAGUCCAAUGUUGCGUUCCUGCUGGACGAGCAGCGGUCCUUAUUCGCCAUUGACACUAUCCUCCCAGGAGCUAAGAAGAGCAGACCGGCUUUGCUGCGGAAUGCAGCGCUGGCUCUUAUCUAUUGGACACGUUCCGCCAAACAGGCGAACAUCGACUCCUUGCUCAAGAUGGGCGAUUACUACCUGGCGGGCAUGGGAAUUGCUGCGGAUGCGGAGAAGGCCUCGACCUGCUACCACACAGCAGCCGAAGUGCACUAUAGCGCACAGGCGUACUGGAAUCUGGGAUGGAUGCAUGAGAAUGGCGUUGCGGUGGACCAAGACUUCCACAUGGCCAAGCGAUACUACGAUCUAGCGCUGGAGACUAGCUCCGAGGCAUAUCUGCCCGUGAAGCUCAGUCUGCUUAAACUGCGGAUGCGGGGAUACUGGAACUGGCUCACGAACGGAGACAUCAACCCUAUCCGAGAGGAAGAAGGUAAGGAACCCCAACAUCCUUUUCGCUGA